ACGGAGUGUGCCUGAGCUGUGUUUGGGGAGCACGGAGGAGUGGUGGGAUCCUGGUAUGGUCAGUGUGGUGUUGAGGGAAACUAAAGGGACAGGACCUGUGGAGAGUGGGAAGGACAGAUGGACCUGCCUCGAGCAGUGGGGGAGUGUGAGGCCAGGAGUGGAGAUGCAACAGGGAGAGAUGAAGGAGCUCCUGAGUUUCCUAGGGCUGCUGUAACGAAAUUCCACAAAUGGGAUAGCUUAAAAACUUGCAGUUCUGGAGGCUGGGAGUCUGAAAGCAAGGAGUCAGCAGGGCCAGGCUCCAUCUGCAGCACAUAAGGAAACAUCCUUCCUUGCCUCUUCUGGCUUCCAUCGUUUGUUGGUGAUCCUUGGCUUGUAGUUGCCUCGCUCUGCCUCUCCAUCUUCCUGUACCUAUCUCCCCAGUGCCUGUGUCUAAAUUUCCUCUUCCUAUAAAGACACCAUAGUUUAGUUCUCGUCCUAAUCCUGUUCAUCGUCAUCUUAAUAGCUUCAAAGACCCUAUUUCCAGUAAGAUCACAUUUCAAUCAGUUUAUGAUUUGAGCACAUCUUUUGGUGGGACACACUUCAACCCAUAACAUAAGGACGCCAAACUGAGGUCACUAUAAAUUCCAGUUUGGAGUGUCCCAGUUUGCACGGCCCCUCCGUUUAACGUAAUUUAAAGCUAUGAGCUGGUGCAGUGCUUUCCAAAACACAGUAAAAUAAAGGGAUUGAGAGAACAGUUCCAAGCAAAGCCAGGUCAUUCAUCCACUAUCUGUUCAAAAUCUAGGAGAUUUGGAGAUUUAAAGAUGUAACAGCAUAUUUCUAGCUUUCGUGGAACUGUUAGUCUAGUUAGGAACAUUCUGUCUGCAAGCACUCUAAUGGAAGAUCCUGUGUGACAAAUUCUUGGAAAGUGUGUUUUUCCUUUAAUCAUUUCUUUUACUGUCCUUUAUCAUUUUUGCUUCUGUCCAACUGAAACUCCCAUUUAAAUUGUGGAAGAAAUGAUUUUGUACAUUUUCAGCCUGUGGACAGUGUAGCGUUAGAGGCACGAAGACUCUGGUUUAAAUGCUGGCUCUGCCCCUUCUUGACUGUGAAAAUCCUGGGCAAGUCACUUGACCAAUGUAAGUUUUAGUUUCUACCACUAUAAAACGGGGCUGAGAAUAUUCCUGCCUCACAGGGCUUGGUGCAUGUUAAAUGAGUAAAUACAUCAGUGCAGAGCCUAUGGGAAGACUACAUGAAUGAGUUACAGUAAAAAUUAUUGUGAAUUUUUCAAGGAGACGUUAAAGCAAUGUGCUUAUUAUACCCUCUUUCACGUCUCAAAUUCUGUCUAAUUUGAAUUUCUCUUCACCCUGCAGUUGUAUACCAUCCCUUCCUCUAUAUGCCUUCUAUACUCUCUCUCCUCUCCAUGGUGUAUGCUGCUCUGUUGUCACCACAGUUAUGCAUUUCUUGUCCUCCUUCUUUUGUCUUUCACACAUCUUUUCUCUGGUCAAAAAAAGAGACACAGAGAUAGAGCCUUUCAAUUGGAAGGAAGUUAAAAGCAAUCUUCUCUGCUCUCUCGUUUUAUAGAAAAGGGAACCAAAGUGGAGAACUAGUAGAGAGUUUGUCCAAAGUCAUAGCUCAGUAACCAUCAGAAGCAAAGUUCUCUUGAUGAUAUGUCGAGGUGUCGUCGUGAACUGGUCAGGAGAUUGGGAAGACAUCACACUGUGUGGAUCUAUGCCCAUGGGCUCUGACUGGACCUGCAGAUGAAGAUGGCAAGCGUCCGCUGCAAGCUGGCCUACUACCUGGAGGAUCUGGAGGACAUAGACUUCAAGAAAUUCAAAAUGCACUUAGAAGACUAUCCUCCUGAAAAAGGCUGCCUCCCAAUUCCCCGGGGGCAGACAGAAAAGGCUGACCACCUGGAUCUCGCAACCCUAAUGAUCGACUUCAAUGGGGAAAAGAAGGCAUGGGGCAUGGCCGUGUGGAUCUUUGGUGCCAUCAACAGGCGGGAUCUUUAUGAGAAAGCUAAGGGAGAGGAGCCUGUGUGGGAUAAUGCACAUGAUUCUAAACUCAUGAUUGUAUGCAAGGAAGGAAGCCUUGAAAAUGAAUGGCCAGGUUUACUGGGGUAUCUUGCCAGACUUCCUAUUUGUUCAAAAAAGAAAGAUUAUUGUAGGAAAUACACGAAAUACAUACGAAGCAGAUUCCAGUGUAUUGAAGACAGAAAUGCCCGUCUGGGUGAGAGUGUGAACCUCAACAAACGUUUCACCCGGCUGCUGCUUGUCAAGGAGCACGCAAGCCAGAAGGAGAGGGAGCACGAGCUCCUGGCCAUCGCGAGAACCUCAGCCAAGACGAGGGACAAUGUCGUGAGCGCCAUUAAUGUGGAACUCCUGUUUGAUCCUGAUGAUGGAAACUCUGAGCCUGUGCACACGGUGGUGUUCCAGGGAGCGGCGGGUAUUGGGAAAACGAUACUGGCCCGGAAGAUUAUGUUGGACUGGGCGUCAGGGAAACUUUUCAAAGACAGGUUUGACUAUGUAUUCUACAUCCACUGUCGCGAGGUGAGCCUCAUGACAAAGAGGAGUCUGGGGGACCUGAUUGUUAGCUGCUGCCCAGACCCAAACCCACCCAUAAGCAAGAUUGUGAACAAGCCAUCCAAAAUCCUGUUCCUCAUGGAUGGCUUUGACGAGCUGCAAGGUGCCUUCGACGAGCACACAGGGGAGUUCUGCACGAACUGGCAGAAGGUAGAGCGAGGAGACAUUCUCCUGAGUAGCCUCAUCAGAAAGAAGCUGUUUCCCGAGGCCUCCCUGCUCAUCACCACAAGACCCGUGGCCCUGGAGAAGCUCCAGCACUUACUGGACCACCCCCGUCAUGUGGAGAUCCUGGGCUUCUCAGAGGUCAAGAGGAAGGAGUAUUUCUUUAAGUAUUUCUCAGAUGAGGACCAAGCCAGGGAAGCCUUCCGGUUAAUUCAGGAGAAUGAGAUCCUGUUCACCAUGUGCUUUAUUCCCCUGGUUUGCUGGAUUGUGUGCACCGGGCUGAAGCAGCAGAUGGAGAGUGGCAAGUCCCUCGCGCAGACAUCGAAGACGACCACUGCAGUGUACAUCUUUUUUCUCUCGAGUUUGCUGCACCCCAGAGGAGGAAGCAAGGAUCACCAACUCUCUGCCAACCUCAGGGGGCUCUGCUCUUUAGCUGCAGAUGGAAUCUGGAAUCAGAAAAUACUGUUCGAAGAGUGUGACCUCAGAAAGCAUGGGCUGCAAAAGGCUGAUGUGUCAGCUUUCCUGAGGAUGAACCUGUUUCAGAAGGAGGUGGACUGUGAGAAAUUCUACAGCUUCAUCCACAUGACUUUCCAGGAGUUCUUUGCUGCCAUGUACUAUCUCCUGGAAGAGGAGGAAGCAGUGGGGAAGAAGAGCAUGCCCCGGAGAUGUUCGAAACUACCCAACCGAGAUGUGACCGAACUCCUUGAAAAUUACGGGAAAUUUGAGAAAGGGUAUUUGAUUUUUGUUGUCCGUUUCCUUUUUGGCCUCAUAAACCAGGAGCGAACCUCUUACUUGGAAAAAAAAUUGAGUUGCAAAAUCUCACAGCAGAUCAGACUGGAGCUGCUGAAAUGGAUAGAAGCAAAAGCCAAGGCCAAGAAGCUGCAGAUCCAGCCCAGCCAGCUGGAAUUGUUCUACUGUUUGUACGAGAUGCAGGAGGAGGAGUUCGUGCAAAGGGCCAUGGACCAUUUCCCCAAAAUUGAGAUCAAUCUCUCCACCAGGAUGGACCACGUGGUUUCAUCGUUUUGUAUCAAGAACUGUCACCAUGUAGAAUCGCUUUCCCUGGGGUUCUUCCAUAAUAUGCCCAAGGUGGAAGAAGAGGAGGAGGAGGAAGGCCGAUGUUUGGAUGUGGUUGACUGUUUCACUCCAUGCCCACAUGCUGCCUGUUCUCAUCGGUUGGUGAACUGCUAUCUCACUGCCCAGUACUGCCGGGGCCUCUUCUCAGUUCUGAGCAUGAACCAGAGUCUAACCGAGUUGGAUCUCAGUGAUAAUAUCCUGGGGGACCCAGGAGUGAGGGUGUUGUGUGAGACGCUCCAGCAUCCAGGCUGCAACAUUCAGAGACUCUGGUUGGGACGGUGUGGCCUUACCCACCACUGUUGCUUUGACAUCUCCUCGGUCCUGAGCAGCAACCAGAACCUGGUGGAACUUGACUUGAGCAACAAUGUCCUGGGAGACUCUGGGGUCCGGUUUCUGUGUGUGGGGCUGAGGCAUUUAUUCUGCAGCCUGCAGAAGCUCUGGUUGGUCAGCUGCUCUCUCACAUCGGCUUGUUGUCAGGAUCUUGCAUCGGUCCUGAGCACCAAUCAAACCCUGACUCGACUCUACAUGGGGGAAAAUGCCCUGGGAGACUCAGGAGUUGGGAUUUUAUGUGAAAAAAUGAAGCAGUCACAAUGCAACCUGAAGAAACUGGGAAUGGUGAAUUCUGGCCUUACAUCGGCGUGUUGUCUGGAGCUGGCCUCCGUGCUCAGCACGAACCAGAAGCUCACACACCUUUACCUCCGGGACAACGCGCUUGGAGACAAGGGCAUCAAGCUCCUCUGCGAGGGGCUCAUGCACCCUAGCUGCAAGCUUCAGAUACUGGAGUUGGACAACUGCAGUCUCACCUCACACUGCUGCUGGAAUCUGUCCACACUCCUGACCUCCAACCAGAGCCUGCGGGAGCUGAGUCUGGGCAACAACGACCUGGGGGAUCUGGGUGUCAUGCUGCUCUGCGAGGUCCUGAAGCAGCGGAGCUGCCUCCUCCAAACCCUGCAGUUGCAUGAAAUGUAUUUCAAUCAUGAAACGAAAUGUGCAUUAGAAACUCUUAAAGAAGAGAAGCCCGAAUUGACCAUUGUCUUUGAGCCUUCUUGGUAGUGGCGGGAGCUGCCAGAUGCCAAUAUUCUAUAGCAUUCAUCAUCCACAUUUGCAGAAGGGGAAAUCUGUACUCCUCCAUCCGGGUUCAAGACCACAGCUCUGGAUUCUUCUGGUCUGAUGUUGGAGAGCAAAAGCUUGUUGACGGUGCCUUCACCUGGGGAGCUUGAGCAUCUUCUUUAUCCCUGGGUUGAAGAUGCUAGGGCAAUAAAAUCAUGCAGAUAAUAUUGCUCCAAGCAAGUGCCUCAAUCAGAAAAUAUAUUUCCCUUUGUGACUUUGUGUGAUUAACUCAUUUGAGAAAGUACUUUUUCUGUCUUUCUUUUUCCCUGCACUCUCUAACUCUCCUUUACUUUUUAUCUUUUUUCCCUUCUUUAUUCUGUUUACUUUUUUUAAUAUCAUCACUCCUACCAUCUUUCUCUUAACUGACCAUAAUAUAGGAUGAGUUAACUAAAUAUUAUGUUGCAAAUUUGUGGCAGCUACUUAUUUAUUUUUAAUUUUGUAAAAUUUUUAUUUUCUAAUAUAAAAUAAUUCAUGUUGUGGCUGGUUUGAAAUUCAAAAAAA
Molecule: messenger RNA, 5402 nt
Organism: Choloepus didactylus (southern two-toed sloth)
Lineage: Eukaryota; Metazoa; Chordata; Mammalia; Pilosa; Megalonychidae
Gene: NLRP3
Product: NLR family pyrin domain containing 3
Exons: 10
Coding region: 1734-4844 (1036 amino acids)
Biological process (GO): negative regulation of non-canonical NF-kappaB signal transduction; inflammatory response; negative regulation of acute inflammatory response
Cellular component (GO): cytoplasm; NLRP3 inflammasome complex
Molecular function (GO): sequence-specific DNA binding; DNA-binding transcription factor binding
Source: RefSeq, a predicted model, not a curated record